AGACUCCUGCUCCUGAUCAUCUGACCAGAGGAACUGUUAUUUUUCUUCUUUGGAGAUGAAGAAAAUAUUCAUGACCAGAUGACUUACAGAAUGCUUUUGAAAAGAAUGGAAGAAUACUAAAUCAUUGCCAUAACUGAGGAGCAAGUUGUUUUUUGGAGAAAUCCUGUUCUUGGGAUAUUUCUUGCUUCUAAUUGAAAAGAUUAAAGAAUACAACUUUACACCAAAGGCAAAUCUGUUACCAUCAAGUUGAUUCUGACUUACAUUGACCCCUAGAGGACUCUGCAGUAGAACGGCCCCAUAUGGUUUCUAAGGCUGUAAUCUUUAAGGAAGGUGACUGCCACAUGCUUCUACUGUGGAGAUAUCUGGUGGGUUUGAACUCCUAAACUUUUGGUUAGCAGCCUAUUACUUAACCACCGUGUGACCAGGGAUCCUUACAACUACCAAAGUCUUCAGUAUAUCUGCAUUUAUGACCACAUUGUAAAUAACAAUGAGCAUAGCAUUACACUGGUCUUCCUAGUGAGAUUUGGAAUCUUGCAUCGGUGAACAUGAGUGAUCCAAGACUGUCACAAGAAGAGAAGCACAAGCUAAGACCCUCUUCAAAGUUUAAGGAUCCUCCCAGAAUCAUGCAGACAGAUGAUUAUUUUGCUCGGAAAUUUAAAGCCAUUAAUGGCAACAUGGGACCUCCUACUUCUUUAAAUGCUUCAAAUUCCAGUGACAGUGGUGGUCCACCGAAUGGUACCCCAGUCGUACCCAAAAUGGGUGUGAGGGCAAGAGUAUCUGAAUGGCCUCCUAAAAAGGAUGGCUCCAAGGAGGUAUCCUCCAAGGGACUGUGGGAGAGCCAUUCCCAAACCAGUUAUGAAAGUGUCACCUCCAUCAUGCACAAUGGACAAAAUGACCAGAGUGACGGUCAACAAGAGGAUCAGCUUGAUCUAGAAUUUGUGGAGGCAAAGUAUACAAUUGGAGACAUCUUUGUGCAUUCUCCUCAAAGAGGACUUCACCCCAUACGACAGAGAAGCAAUAGUGAUGUAACCAUCAGUGACAUCGAUGCUGAAGACGUCUUAGACCAACAUGCAGUGAACCCCAACACGGGGGCAGCUCUCCACCGAGAAUAUGGAAGCACAUCUUCAAUUGACAGACAGGGUUUAACUGGUGAGAACUUUUUUGCUAUGCUCAGAGGAUACCGAGUUGAAAAUUAUGACCACAAAGCAAUGAUCCCUUUUGGGUUCCCCGAGUUCUUCUCUUGUGAUCCUGCGAUCUCUCCUAGCCUUCAUGCAGCAGCACAGAUUUCUAGAGGAGAGUUUGUGCGUGUCUCAGGGUUAGACUACAUGGACAGUGCUGCCCUACUGGGGAGAGACCGGGACAAACCUUUCAAACGGAGGUUAAAGUCAGAGUCAGUGGAAACAUCCCUUUUUCGAAAGUUGCGAACUGUGAAAAGUGAACAUGAAACUUUCAGAUUCACAUCUGAUCUGGAGGACAGUCGUCUUGAAAGGGGCGUGCAGCCUUGGCAUUGUCAAAGAUGUUUUGCACAUUAUGAUGUCCAGAGCAUUUUGUUUAAUAUUAACGAAGCCAUGGCAAUAAGGGAUAAUGUGGGGAAAAGGAAAAACAUAACCACUGGGGCUUCUGCAGCAUCCCAGACUCAGAUGCCAGUGGGCCAGACGGGCACCUGUGAGUCCCCUUUAGGGAGCAAAGAGGACCUUAACUCGAAAGAAAACCUGGAUGCCGAUGAGGGUGAUGGGAAAAGUAAUGAUCUUGUCCUGAGUUGUCCUUACUUUAGAAAUGAGAUAGGAGGGGAAGGUGACAGAAGAAUUGCUCUUUCCAGAGCCAACUCAACAUCCUUCAGUUCUGGGGAAAGCUGCUCGUUUGAAUCAUCUCUCAGCUCUCACUGCACAAAUGCAGGUGUCUCAGUUUUGGAGGUGCCCAGAGAGAACCAGCCGAUUCACAGGGAGAAAGUGAAGCGCUACAUCAUAGAACACAUUGACCUUGGGGCCUACUAUUACCGAAAGUUCUUCUAUGGAAAAGAGCACCAAAACUACUUUGGGAUCGAUGAGAACCUUGGCCCUGUGGCCAUAAGCAUCCGGAGAGAGAAGGUUGAUGACACUAAAGAGAAAGAAGGGUCCCAGUUCAACUACCGUGUAGCUCUCAGGACCAGUGAGCUUACAACACUGAGAGGAGCAAUUUUAGAGGAUGCCGUACCUUCCACUGCUAGGCAUGGUACUGCCCGUGGACUUCCUCUGAAAGAAGUUUUGGAAUAUGUCAUCCCAGAACUGAAUAUUCAGUGCCUGAGACAGGCUUCGAACUCACCCAAAGUCCUGGAGCAACUACUCAAGCUUGAUGAACAAGGGCUGAGCUUUCAGCACAAAAUCGGGAUCCUUUAUUGCAAAGCGGGCCAGAGCACGGAGGAAGAAAUGUAUAACAAUGAGACGGCGGGGCCAGCUUUUGAAGAAUUCCUUGAUCUUCUGGGCCAGAGAGUACGGCUAAAAGGAUUUAGUAAAUAUCGAGCUCAGCUAGACAAUAAAACUGAUUCUACAGGAACUCAUUCCCUCUAUACCACAUACAAGGAUUAUGAGCUCAUGUUCCAUGUGUCAACUUUGCUGCCCUACAUGCCCAACAAUAAACAACAGCUUCUAAGGAAAAGGCACAUAGGAAAUGACAUCGUUACCAUUGUCUUCCAAGAGCCCGGAGCACUUCCUUUUACUCCGAAAAGCAUCCGGUCUCACUUUCAGCACGUCUUUGUCAUUGUCAGAGUGCAUAACCCAUGUACGGAAAAUGUGUGCUACAGUGUUGGAGUGUCGAGAUCAAAAGAUGUGCCACCAUUUGGUCCACCAAUUCCCAAAGGCGUAACUUUUCCAAAGUCAGCAGUUUUUCGGGACUUCCUCUUAGCCAAAGUAAUCAAUGCAGAAAAUGCAGCCCAUAAAUCAGAAAAAUUUCGGGCAAUGGCCACUCGGACAAGGCAAGAGUACUUGAAAGAUCUGGCGGAGAACUUUGUCACGACCACCACUGUGGAUACCUCUGUAAAAUUCAGUUUCAUUACACUGGGCGCGAAGAAGAAGGAAAAAGUAAAGCCAAGGAAGGAUGCACAUUUAUUUAGCAUUGGCGCAAUCAUGUGGCAUGUAAUCACUAGGGACUUCGGCCAGUCUGCUGACAUUGAAUGUCUUCUUGGUAUCUCUAAUGAGUUUAUAAUGUUGAUUGAAAAGGAUUCCAAGAAUGUUAUAUUUAACUGCUCCUGCAGGGAUGUUAUUGGGUGGACAUCUGGAUUAAUGAGUAUCAAAGUGUUUUAUGAAAGAGGUGAAUGUAUCCUUCUAUCGACAGUGGAUAACUAUGCUGAAGAAAUAAGGGAGAUUGUUCAGAGGUUAGGAAUAGUCACAAGAGGCUGUGAGACUGUGGAAAUGACCUUGAGGAGAAACGGGCUAGGCCAGCUAGGCUUCCAUGUGAACUUUGAAGGAAUCGUUGCAGAUGUGGAGCCUUUUGGCUUUGCCUGGAAGGCUGGCCUGCGCCAAGGGAGCCGUCUGGUGGAGAUAUGCAAAGUGGCUGUGGCCACCCUGACCCAUGAGCAGAUGAUUGACCUGCUCCGGACCUCUGUGACAGUGAAAGUGGUUAUCAUCCAGCCCCACGAUGAUGGUUCACCCCGAAGAGGGUGCUCGGAGCUCUGCCGCAUCCCCAUGGUGGAAUACAAACUGGACAGUGAGGGCACACCAUGCGAGUACAAGACACCCUUCAGGAGGAACACUACCUGGCACCGAGUGCCCACCCCUGCCACCAUGCAGCCCCUCUCCAGAGUCUCGCCUGUGCCUGGCACACCCGACCGGCUACAGUGCCAACAGCUCCUCCAGCAAGCACAAGCAGCCAUCCCUCGUAGCACCUCCUUUGACCGGAAGCUGCCUGAUGGCACAAGGCCAGGUCAAGGUGUUGACCGUCCACAGAGCCCCCAGUGCACUGUUAAUGACUCUGGUCAACAUUGCAGAAGUUCGCCCAGCAACCAGUCAUCUUCCAGCGACCCGGGGCCCAGCGCCAGUGGUGGCCACUGGAGACAGCAAGUGCCAUAUGACGGGGGCCAGUCUCCUCUGCUACUUGACCACCAGGGCUCAGGCCCUCUGGAGUGUGAAGGGGCCAGGGAGCAGCGAGAGGACAUCGUGGAAGGAAGCAGGCACCCUGAAGCUAAAUGGCAUGGUCCACCUUCCAAAGUACGGAGUUCCUAUAAAGAAAGAGCCCUGCAGAAAGAUGGAAGUUGUAAAGAUUCUCCCAAUAAACUUUCUCAUAUUGGAGAUAAAAGUUGCUCACGUCAUUCCAGCAGCAAUACACUUUCCAGCAACACCUCCAGCAACAGUGAUGAUAAGCACUUUGGGUCUGCAGACCUGAUCGAUCCGGAACUGCUGGGCUUAACCUACAUUAAAGGGGCCUCCACGGACAGUGGUAUCGACACUACCCCCUGCGUGCCCACGUCGAUCCUUGGCCCAUUGCACCUGACUGGCAGCAGGUCCAUGGUCCACAGCCGGGCCGAGCAGUGGGCUGAGUCUGCUGACAUCUCUGGACCUGAUGCUGAACAAGUGAAGAUGUACGCAGUUCACAGCUACGCCUCUGCCAUUUCUGUCAGCAAUGCUGCCGAAGGCAGCAUAGGCGACCUUAGUGAGCUCUCCUCUCAUUCCAGUGGCUCACACCAUUCAGGAAGCCCUUCAGCUCACUGUUCCAAAAAUGGUGGAUCUCUGGAUACAUCCAAAGUCUACAUUGUGUCCCAUAGUAGCAGUCAACAGGCACCCGGGCCAGUGUCCAAGCCCUACCACAGACAGGGAGCAGUUAGCAAGUACGUCAUCGGUUGGAAGAAGUCGGAAGGCAGUCCACCACCAGAAGAGCCUGAGGUGACUGAGUGCCAGGGAAUAUAUAAUGAAUUGGAUACCAUGGCUAUAGCAAGUCCACAUCCGUCAGUGGGAGGAGAUGCCGUUUCAGAAACUCCACAUGUCUUGUCAAAAGAAGAUUUCCUGAAGUUGAUGCUUCCAGAUAGCCCCUUAGUGGAGGACGGAAGAAGAAAGUUUCUGUUUUAUGGGAACCUGUCUCCAAGAAGGUCGCUGUACCGCACGCUCUCGGAUGAGAGUAUCUGCAGUCAUCGGAGAAGCUCUUCUUUUGGCAGUUCUCGGAGUUCUGUGCUGGAUCAAGCCCUGCCCAAUGACAUUCUCUUCAGCACCACCCCGCCCUACCACAGCACCCUCCCUCCCAGGACCCAGCCUGUGCCCAGCAUGGGGAGUCUAAGAAAUGAGUGCUGGUUCUCUGAUGGGUCCCUAUCGGAUAAGUCCAAGUGCACAGACCCUGGCCUGAUGCCCCUCCCUGACACAGCUACAGGGUUGGAUUGGUCCCACCUGGUGGAUGCUGCACGGGCAUUUGAAGGUCUUGACUCAGAUGAAGAACGUGGGCUGCUCUGUCACCACACGCCCUAUCUAGACCAGAGAGUGGCCUCCUUCUGUACCUUGACAGACAUGCAACACAUGCAGGACUUGGAAGGGGCUCAGGAGCUCCCCUUAUGUGUAGACCCAGGCAAUGGGAAGGAUUUCCUGGAUACCACUGGGGAGCGAUCUCCAUCAACACUGACUGGCAAAGUCAAUCAGCUGGAGUUAAUUCUCCGACAACUGCAGACUGACCUUCAGAAGGAAAGGCAGGACAAAGCAGCUCUCCAAGCCCAAGUUCAGCAUUUGAGACACGAUAACAUGCGGCUACAGGAGGAGUCCCAAACAGCAGCCGCCCAGCUGAGGAAAUUCACCGAAUGGUUUUUCAAUACCAUUGACAAAAAAUCCUAACCGGGUCAUGCCCACCAAAAGACGAGCAUGGGAACAGCUGUGGUCCCCACCGAGUCACAAAAUGUGUUUAUAACCAUGCGUUCCAUCAGCCGUGGGUGUCUCUGCCCUUCCACUCCGGCCGGCACCACUGACACCAGCAGGAUCUGGAGCCGCGGUCCUUCUUGGUGGCCCCUUGGGAGAGGAGAGAGGAGAGCUGAUGUGAAGAUGACUGUACCUCCUGGGGUCAAGACGAAUGUAAACCUUGUUGUUGUGAACCUUUUCCCUUUAGGUUUUACUACAACGGUGCUCUGGCGGGGGCUUACCUCAAGGGGGAAGAUAGUCGGGUUGUAGUUCCUGUGUAUCAGGGGACCUGCUAGAGAUGUUAAAGCAAUUUACCAUAAUCUGGGCUUUAGGAUUGUAAAAUAAGCAUAAAAACAAAUAAUCAGAUGUAUACUUUAAUGUUAAAGGUGCUCUAUUUUUCUGUAUGUACAGUAGUGUAUGUCCCCAGCCACGUGAUCAUAGCAAUAAUAAAGGAGGCGCUUAGUACGGAGUUGGAGAAGCUGUGG
Messenger RNA from Echinops telfairi (small Madagascar hedgehog), 6328 nucleotides. RefSeq names its product signal induced proliferation associated 1 like 2 (gene SIPA1L2). Gene Ontology annotation, cellular component: cytoplasm. The transcript is spliced from 22 exons. The record is from RefSeq and is a predicted model, not a curated record. Lineage: Eukaryota; Metazoa; Chordata; Mammalia; Afrosoricida; Tenrecidae. Bases 546 to 5783 code for a protein of 1745 amino acids. Gene Ontology annotation, molecular function: protein binding; GTPase activator activity. Gene Ontology annotation, biological process: activation of GTPase activity; regulation of small GTPase mediated signal transduction.